AUGUCACAUCCAUAUAAUCUUACAUUAGAUAUACCGUUUGAAACAUCAAAUCAAGCUAAAAUAGCUCGUACAUCUUUGGAACCGGAUCCAAUACUUAAAGCUGAUGAAUUAACUAUUGAUUUUUCUACACAAGAAAAUGUUUUACAAGUAAAAUUCUCAGGUGUUAGUGAUAGAGUACUUCGAGUGGCAAGUAGUAAUUUAAUGAAUAAUCUUAAAACUAUAAUUGAAUGUAUGGAUGAAUUUGAUGGUAAAAAGGACCAAAUUUUCGAUAUUCAGGAUUACAAGAAUAAUGGUUAG
Candida tropicalis MYA-3404 is the source of this 297-nucleotide messenger RNA. RefSeq names its product chromatin DNA-binding EKC/KEOPS complex subunit. The record is from RefSeq and is a predicted model, not a curated record. The coding region runs from base 1 to 297 and encodes 98 amino acids. Gene Ontology annotation, cellular component: EKC/KEOPS complex. The transcript has a single exon. NCBI's taxonomy places the organism in Eukaryota, Fungi, Ascomycota, Pichiomycetes, Serinales, Debaryomycetaceae.